Messenger RNA from Suillus paluster, 213 nucleotides. RefSeq lists its product as uncharacterized. NCBI's taxonomy places the organism in Eukaryota, Fungi, Basidiomycota, Agaricomycetes, Boletales, Suillaceae. The record is from RefSeq and is a predicted model, not a curated record. Bases 1 to 213 code for a protein of 70 amino acids. The transcript has a single exon.
AUGUCUCAGGUCCGUGGGCCGUUGGGACCCUUCAUAGCACGGCGACCCUGUCCUCAGAGGGUGUCUUCAGUUUGUGUGAGCUUCGGCUCAUGCACUGUCUCAAUAUUUUCCUAUCCCACCACGGCCACUCUGGCUGGGUGGGCCGUCUUUUUUUGCUGGUUGGGUGUCCUAACCCUAACCCUAGCGAUCGGAAAUGGAAAAAACCGAGUUUGA